GCGCAACGAAUUUCUGGUAGGGGCUCGCGCACUCGCUAUGGCGGUGUCAUCUACACUACGGUGUACACUCGGUGUAAAUGCACUCGCAAAACGAACAGCUACGGUACGUCACUUCCUUCAAAACGAAUGCCAAAGUGUGCACUUUUCGUAAAAGUGUAGAAAGUACAGGUAAAACGACAAACCUAUAAUACCGGUGGUUAUAAAACCGGCGUAAGGUAGCAUGUGUAAACCUAUAUACAUACUUAAUGUUGUGUGCUAUAUAAGAGCUUUUAUUCUUAUUUGAUAUUAUUCUCCUAAUAUCUUUUAAAAGAUGAGUGACGAUAAUUUUUCCGAAUACUUUGAAAGCUAUGAAAAUUUGGAUGUGCAUCACUUAAUGUUGUCAGAUGAACCCCGAAUGCUAUCGUACAAACAUGCAAUACUUGAAUGUCAAGAAAUGUUUAUGGACAAAGUGGUCAUGGACGUCGGUGCUGGAACAGGUAUACUAUCAGUAUUUUGUGCUGAAGCUGGUGCCAAAAAGGUUUAUGCGGUUGAAGCUAGUGAGCUUGCUAAACUUGCUGAACAGGUUAUUAAUGAAAAUAGCUUGAAAUCAGUUGUGGAAGUGAUAAAAAGUCAAGUUGAAAAUUUAGAUAUAUCCAUUAUUGGGAAAGUGGAUAUUAUAGUUUCAGAGUGGAUGGGCUUUUAUUUGGUACAUGAAGGAAUGCUCGAUAGCAUAAUAACGGCAAGAGAUAAAUUUUUAAGAGAGGAUGGUCAAUUAUUUCCUUGCGUGGCUAAGCUGUAUGCCGCACCUUGUCAGCUGCCAACAUUUUUUGAAUUCUGGGAUAAUGUUCACGGUGUAACUAUGAGGUGUGUUGGAGAACAAUACAGAAAAUCUAAAUCUCUUAAGCCAGAAAUAUUGCCUGUAAACCAAGAGGAUCUCCUUGCUGAAGGGAAAUUACUUGUCUGGUUAGAUUUACAUUCUGUAACUCAUGACGAACUGGAUACUCUUGCCGGAGUCGAUACUGUAAUAACGUGUAAUAAGAAUGGAAAAUAUCAAGGUGUCUGUAUUUGGUUUACCGUUGAGUUCCCAAACGGGCACGAAUUUUCUACGAGUCCUAUGAAUCAACCAACACAUUGGAAACAAACAGUGAUCGUCUUACCUGAGAGUAACGCCGUAGAAAAGGAUGAACCAAUUGCAUUUAAAUUGCAAUUAAAAAAAAAUAGUGCUACCUUAAAAUGGUACAAAUUAGAACUAGAUUUGCUGGAUGCAAAUGACGUGGAACAUGAAUUACCUUGUUAUUGCUAUUUAACAAAGUGUAUAGUUGCGCGAACAUAUAUCAGUGAACAAACAAAUGAUACACAUAGCGAUCAGGAAUAAUAUAAGUAUAUAUUUUUAAUAAACUUGCUAUAUAACAUUAACAUUA
Orussus abietinus is the source of this 1400-nucleotide messenger RNA. RefSeq names its product protein arginine N-methyltransferase 6. NCBI's taxonomy places the organism in Eukaryota, Metazoa, Arthropoda, Insecta, Hymenoptera, Orussidae. Gene Ontology annotation, cellular component: nucleus. Gene Ontology annotation, biological process: peptidyl-arginine methylation. Bases 311 to 1354 code for a protein of 347 amino acids. Gene Ontology annotation, molecular function: protein-arginine N-methyltransferase activity. The transcript is spliced from 5 exons. The record is from RefSeq and is a predicted model, not a curated record.